Messenger RNA from Verticillium alfalfae VaMs.102, 570 nucleotides. RefSeq names its product podosporapepsin. NCBI's taxonomy places the organism in Eukaryota, Fungi, Ascomycota, Sordariomycetes, Glomerellales, Plectosphaerellaceae. Gene Ontology annotation, molecular function: aspartic-type endopeptidase activity. The record is from RefSeq and is a predicted model, not a curated record. The coding region runs from base 1 to 570 and encodes 189 amino acids. The transcript has a single exon. Gene Ontology annotation, biological process: proteolysis.
AUGCCGGCGCUGGCGUCGCCCGUCUUCACGUCCAACCUGCAGGCAGGGCGGCCGGGCAACUACAACUUUGGGUUCGUUGCGCGCAACGAGUACACGGGGCGCAUUGGGUACACGCCAGUGACGAAGCGCAACCCGUACUGGGAGAUCAAGGUCGACGGCACGCAGAUUGGCGGCGGCGAGUAUAACAAGACGACGACGCUCGACCGCGUGAUUGUCGACACGGGUACGACGCUACUCAUGCUGCCGGACGAGCACGUCGACGCGUACUACGACCAGGUCGAGGGGGCGCGAUUCAGCCCGUCGUGGGCGGCCUACCUGUUCCCCUGCGAUGCCACGCUGCCCGACUGGACGUUUGGCCUCGGCGACUAUCGUGGCAAGGUGCCGGGACGGUACGUGCGGUACAACCAGGUCAACGAGACGCACUGCUUCGGCGGCAUCCAGAGCUCGGCUGGCAUCCCAUUCGCCAUCUUUGGCGCUGCGCUACUGAAGGCACAGUUUGCCGUUUUCGACUAUGUGGAAGCCGACCGCGAGGGUGCAGCCAAGGGGUUGGCUUCGCGAAUAAGCCGUUGA